AUGACGCGGGAGACUUAUCUUAAGCGCUCGCUCGGGACUCUAGCCAGACGAAUCAAAGAGUCGCGCGUGCUUCUCGUGGGUGCUGGUGGCAUCGGAUGCGAAUUGCUGAAGAACCUCCUGCUCUCCGGAUUCGGCGAAAUCCAUAUCAUCGACCUCGACACAAUCGAUCUGAGUAAUCUCAACCGCCAGUUCCUGUUCCGCUUCGAACACAUCAAGAAACCCAAAGCAUUGGUUGCGAAGGAAGUCGCCCACAAAUUCCAGCCCAGUGCAAAGCUUGAAGCAUAUCAUGCGAACAUCAAGGAUGACCAGUUCAACGUUGACUGGUUUGCGACAUUCGACGUCGUCUUCAACGCUUUGGACAAUCUCGAUGCUCGACGUCAUGUGAAUAGGAUGUGCCUUGCAGCCAAUGUGCCGCUAGUGGAGAGUGGAACGACGGGUUUCAACGGCCAAGUCCAGGUGAUCAAAAAGGGAGUCACGGAAUGCUACGAUUGUAACUCCAAGGAGGUCCCCAAGUCGUUCCCGGUCUGCACUAUCCGCAGUACACCCAGCCAGCCGAUCCACUGUAUCGUCUGGGCUAAGAGCUACCUUUUCCCUGAGCUCUUUGGCAUCAGCGAGGAUGACUCAAGCGAAUUUGACCACUCAGAAGAUGCUGAAAACUCCGAAGAAAUCGAGAAUCUUCGCAGGGAGGCUCAGGCCCUCAAGGAGAUCCGUCAAUCCAUGGGCUCCGACGAGUUCGCGCAGAAAGUAUUCGAGAAAGUGUUUCAGGAGGACAUAGAUCGGUUACGGGGCAUGGAAGACAUGUGGAAGACACGAGAUCCUCCGGAGCCUCUGGAUUUCCGCAAGCUACAGGAGGAGUCUUCCAACAUCGAACCUGUGGUUUCAUGCAAUGACCAGAAAGUCUGGACUCUUGCUGAGGACUUUGUCGUCUUCAAAGACAGUCUGGAUCGAUUGAGCAAACGGCUCAAGACCCUGCAGGACACCACGAAGAGUGACGUGAAGCCUAUACUAGUUUUCGACAAGGACGACGUCGACACCCUGGACUUCGUCGCCGCCACUGCCAAUCUGCGAGCGACCAUCUUCAAGAUCGAUCCCAAGUCCAAGUUCGACACGAAACAGAUGGCUGGCAACAUCAUCCCGGCUAUUGCAACCACCAACGCAAUGACGGCUAGUCUCUGUGUUUUGCAGGCUUACAAAGUUUUAAGAGGGGAGUACGACCAGGCCAAGAUGGUCUUCCUCGAACGCAGCGGUGUUCGUGCAAUCAACUCCGAUUCUUUGCAACCUCCGAAUCCCAAUUGUCCGGUGUGCUCCGUUACUCAUGCUAGGCUGAAGAUCGACCCUCAGCGCGCGACAUUGGACAACCUGGUCCAGGAUAUCCUCCGGUCGCAACUGGGUUACGGCGAAGAGUUCUCCAUCAACACCGAGCUAGGAACCAUCUAUGAUCCCGAUCUAGAGGACAACCUUCCCAAGAAAUUGACCGACCUCGGUGUCAAGAACGAGAGUUUCAUCACGGUCAUCGACGAAGAGGAUGAUCAGCCCCGCGUCAACCUUGAACUCAUCGUUCUCGCGACUGACAGCUCCCAGUCUUCCACAGAAGCCGAGAAACCCGCCUCCCUGGAGAGUGUUCCCGACAUUCCCCGCAAGCCCAAGGCCCCCGCACCUGCAGCCCCCGAGCCGGAGCCCGUCAACGGAGCAGGCAAGCGGAAGCGUGACGCCGACGAAGCCGGACUCAGCAACGGCGACAACCCAGCCAAGCGAGUGGCAGCCAUGUCCAUUUCGGACGGUGACGGAGCCAACCCCAUCGUCUUGGACGAGGCGACUGGCGGCGCUAUCCUAAUUGAUGAUUAA
Aspergillus welwitschiae is the source of this 1845-nucleotide messenger RNA. Its product is annotated as E1 ubiquitin-activating protein ubaB. Gene Ontology annotation, cellular component: SUMO activating enzyme complex; cytoplasm. The coding region runs from base 1 to 1845 and encodes 614 amino acids. The transcript is spliced from 6 exons. Lineage: Eukaryota; Fungi; Ascomycota; Eurotiomycetes; Eurotiales; Aspergillaceae. Gene Ontology annotation, biological process: protein sumoylation. The record is from RefSeq and is a predicted model, not a curated record. Gene Ontology annotation, molecular function: SUMO activating enzyme activity.